Messenger RNA from Echinococcus granulosus, 1362 nucleotides. RefSeq names its product ATP-dependent RNA helicase Ddx1. Gene Ontology annotation, cellular component: cytoplasm. Gene Ontology annotation, molecular function: protein binding; ubiquitin-protein transferase activity. NCBI's taxonomy places the organism in Eukaryota, Metazoa, Platyhelminthes, Cestoda, Cyclophyllidea, Taeniidae. The coding region runs from base 1 to 1362 and encodes 453 amino acids. The record is from RefSeq and is a predicted model, not a curated record. The transcript has 8 exons.
AUGAUUGGAGAGAUGGAAGCGGUAUCCUUGCGUGAUGCUCGCGUUUCGUUGAACUUCGGCGAGAAGCCAUUUGUACACUCUCCUGAGCAGAUCUCGGGCGGGCGGGUGAAGUGGAUAGCGCCUGUAGAGGUGCCUGCCGAGCGGAUGGUACAGAAUGUCAACUCUGGCUGGCGCAUCAACCAAUUCGACACCACAUCCACUCUUAAUCUCAUCGUCUCGGAAGAUGGACGUAUGGUCCAGGCCAAAGAGAACGAGUGGCAAGGCUUCCGUGCUAACAAGGGAGUCUUUGAGGCAGGUAAGUACUACUACGAGGUGGAGAUGGUGGAGGACUGUGGAUACGCGAGGGUCGGCUGGUCCCUUCCCACCGGCGACCUUCAACUGGGAGCGGAUAAUCUCGGCUACGGCUUUGGUUUCGCUCCGGAUGGUAGCCCUGCGAAGAAGGUCUUCAAUGGUGAAGUCGAAGAUUACGGUGUAAAAGUAAAGGUUGGUGACGUGGUGGGCUGUUUCUUGGACCUCGACAAUGGCUCGAUCCAGUGGUCAGUAAACGGAGAGGUGCUGCCUCCAGCCUAUUACGUGGACUCCUCCUUCAUUACCCACGACAAGACUAUCUUUUACCCCACCGCCUCCCUCUUCUGCACCACCCUUGAAGUCAACUACGGCGAUCGACCCUUCAAAUAUCAGCCCUCGGAGGAAUGGUAUCCACUCUUCGCAGCUGCGGAUGAAUUCGUGAAAGAUUCUCCAAAGUGGCCUAUCGACAUCAACACAGUCCGCCAGCCACAUGCGACAACGGAACGUGUGGAGAGCGAUAUCCUCUACCCCGGGGUGACAAUAACGGUGACAACGCGCGAAAACCAGGCCCAAGCAUCCGACACCUCGCCAGUCAGCAGUCAGCGCCGUACGAGUGGUCACACCAGCACGGAGGGGGAGGAUCAGGAGGAUGAGGAUACCGUGAUAGACGUCCAAGAUGAGCAGGACAGAGGUGUCACAAGUACCCCCUCCCGGGCUAUGCCGCAGCAGUCAGCUACGGACACUCCUCUCACCUAUACCUCCACCGACGCCCAGAGGGUCACGGAGGAAGAUGAUCCAGAGGUGACUGUGGAGUACUACACGAAUGAAGAGGGUCAGCGAGUGAAGAAAAUCAUCCAGAAGCAGCGGAAAGUGGUCACCACUAUCCACAAAGAGUCUGUUGAACGGUUUGAAACUACGGCAAUGAAUAAGGCCAUUCACCAGGCCACGAAAUUGGAUUCUGACACCUUCGUAGUAAACGGUUCAAGCAAUAUCCGGUCUGAUGUCAUCCCAACUACCCUUACCACCACAACCGUCACCACUACCACCACCAAAAGCGAGUAUACUGCCAAUUAA